CCAUCUUUCUUUUGGGCUCGCCACUGUGGCCAACGCUCCCACGGACCUGGAUGGAACCCCCGUGGCGGCCAUCUUGGUCUCGGGCAACCCAGAUAAGGAAAGUGGCGGGGGGAGGGUAGUCACCCGGAAGUGACGCCAGCCCGCCGCCAUGCCUUUUGAGGGCGGCGACGGCGCCGGGCCGGCCAUGCUGGCUACGGGCACGUGAGUGGAGGCGGCGUUGUGAACCGCGGUGUUGGGAGGAUUUGGCCAUCCUGAGGCAGAGGGGCUCCGGGAAGGCGCCCGGCUCACGGGAGUGGUAUGGCCUGCAUAGGUCAGAGGGCAGAGCUAGCCCAGCGGCACGUGGCUGAGCGCUGGAGGGGGUCGCCCGCGAGAACCGUCGUGUCUGACUGUAGGCAGAGCCUAGACACCCUCAUUUUCCGGUGUUCGGACCCACAGGGGUCCUCACCUGGGCCGCGGACGCCGUCCACGGGCCCGAGGGGGUUGUUGGAGGGGCUCCGAGCGCCCCUCACCCGCCCAAAGGCGGGACUUCCGGCCCUGGCCCUCACCUGGGCGGGAUUUCCUGUUUUCCUGGGAAAGCGGGUCAGCCCUGGAUCCCGGGGGCCGUGGGGAGGUCCGCCCGCGCUGGGGUGCCCCACGCCCCUUGUUAGGGCCGCUUCCAGUCUGACAGGUUGGGGGGCUUGGCCAGCAGCCCUCCUCCCGGGGGCCGCCCCCUGCCCGCCUCACGCUCGUCACGUCGUGCCGCGAGGCCGGUCCCCUCCGUGGGUCCCCCGCCCCCGGCACACAGGACUCCCCGCCCGCACCCCGGGCCCGGCUCCCCCCGUUAGGUCCUGCUCCCUGGGUGCUGGGAGCCGCGCGCUGUCGGUCAGGUGGCCCUCCCUGCCCCCCACCACUGGGCACUGCGGCGGCCCACGCCGCCCGGUCCCACCUGGGGCUUCGGGCCGGUGCCUCACCGAUGGGUGCUGUGACCCCGGUGCUGGGCAGGCCCGGGCCGCCGGCCGUCGGUGAGCGCCCAGCGGUGGGGUCUGGGCACAGGGCAGGGCUCAGGCCCACUGGCUUCUGGGAUGCCGAGCUGCGAGGGGCACGCGGGGCCUGAGCCCCCAGCCCCUGACGACACCGAGACAGGACCAGGCCCCUGCCCCCUGAGCUGACCCUGCAGGCUGCUUGCCCAGGGACGCAGGUCUCUGAUGGCGCAGAUGGCGUUGGGGCGCCCGGAGGAGCUGUGGGAGGCUGUGGUGGGGGCCGCCGAGCGCUUCCGGGCCCGCACAGGCACGGAGCUGGUGCUGCUGACCGCGGCGCCGCCGCCGCCACCCCGGCCAGGCCCCUGUGCCUAUGCAGCCCACGGCCGGGGGGCGCUGGCCGAGGCCGCCCGCCGCUGCCUGCACGACAUUGCCCUGGCCCACAGGGCCGCCGCCGCCGCCCGGCCCCCAGCGCCCCCACCCGUGCCGCAGCCUCCCGGUCCCGCACCCAGCCCACCCCGGCCUGCCCUGUCCAGGGAGGACGACGAGGAGGACGAGCCCACGGACACCGAGACCUCUGGGGGGCCGCUCGGCGUCAGCGAUAAUGGAGGGCUGUUCGUGAUGGACGAGGACGCCACGCUGCAGGACCUGCCCCCCUUCUGUGAGUCGGACCCUGAGAGCACCGACGACGGCAGCCUCAGCGAGGAGACCCCCGCCGGCCCCCCAGCCCCCUCAGUGCCCCCGGCCUCAGCCCUGCCCACCCAGCAGUACGCCAAGUCCCUGCCCGUGUCCGUGCCCGUCUGGGCCUUCAAGGAGAAGAGGACGGAGGCGCGGUCGUCGGACGAGGAGAACGGGCCGCCCUCCUCGCCGGACCUGGACCGCAUCGCGGCGAGCAUGCGGGCGCUCGUGCUGCGGGAGGCCGACGACACCCAGGUGUUCGGGGACCUGCCGCGGCCGCGGCUCAACACCAGCGACUUCCAGAAGCUGAAGCGGAAAUACUGAGGCCGGGGGGGGGGGGGGGGGGGCGCUGGGUCCUGCGUCCGCCCCGCCCCACACGACGCCCCCGGCCCGCCCCCGGAGCUCGCCAAUGCCGGCGCGGCCUGGGGCCCGCCCCCCACGUGUCCGCGGCCGGGGCUGCCCGGCCCCGCCAGCCCCGCCCCUCGCCCCGCCCCGGCCGCCGGCGUCUCCCGAUUGGGUUGGUCGGUCCCGCCCAGCGACGGCUCCUGCUGCGAUUGGUUGGCCCCGGCGGGGGCGUGGCUAGCUCUCGGCCGGCAGGAAAGGGCUCUCCCCGCAGAGCGGCUCCGGCCGCCAGGGCGCGGCCCAGCCCUGGAGUCUAGACUCGGCCUGCGGCCUUCCCGCGUUCACACUACUGAGGCUGGGCUGGUUUAGCCCGCCUCGCCCACGUCCUGACAUGGCUGCUCGGCCUGUCCCUGUGCCCCUGCAACAGCCUGCCAGGCGCACCAGCCCUCGCCCCUCCCGCCCACAGGUGCCUUAAUGGGCCCUCGUCCGCCCGCGUGGGGAGAGGGGGCCUCACUCUCCGGCCCUGCUGCGGGGGGAGAGGGGGUGGGAGCCGGGAAUGGGAAGGGCGUUCUGAGAUUAAAAGUUUUA
This is a messenger RNA of Lepus europaeus (European hare), 2564 nucleotides long. It is a transcript of the gene AKT1S1, whose product is annotated as AKT1 substrate 1. Gene Ontology annotation, biological process: neurotrophin TRK receptor signaling pathway; negative regulation of protein kinase activity; negative regulation of TOR signaling. The record is from RefSeq and is a predicted model, not a curated record. Lineage: Eukaryota; Metazoa; Chordata; Mammalia; Lagomorpha; Leporidae. Gene Ontology annotation, cellular component: cytoplasm. The transcript is spliced from 5 exons. Bases 1185 to 1958 code for a protein of 257 amino acids.